Molecule: messenger RNA, 920 nt
Organism: Andrographis paniculata
Lineage: Eukaryota; Viridiplantae; Streptophyta; Magnoliopsida; Lamiales; Acanthaceae
Exons: 3
Coding region: 99-803 (234 amino acids)
Source: RefSeq, a predicted model, not a curated record
CAACGGCACACCCAUUCUUAUUUCUACAUUUAUUUAUUUAUUUUAUUUUUCUUUGUCUGUUGUCCCUUUCGUCUUCUCCGAUCGAUCGAGCCACAGCUAUGAGGAUCCGCCGCCACGCCAAGAUUUCGGAGCUGCUCGUCGACGCGGCGCCGUCUCGGAAUCCGGUGAGCUGCCAUCUAGAGACGUAUAUCUGCAAGCUCAACCAGUCUCCCUGGGACGUCAUGACCUUUCCGGCGCCAACGACUUUAUCGCCGCCGUCGUUCCAGGUCGUUGGAGCUGAUGCUUCCGGCGGAAAUGGCGGUUCCGGCCGCCGUACUUCAGUUCCUGAAAGUAGGGAGAUUGAAAACACAGCAGCGAAGAAGAAGGAGAGGAAAGCGCAGUGCUGCAAGACCGACGGCAAGAGGUGGAGAUGCCGGAGGGAGGCCGCCGCCGGCAGCUCGCUGUGCGAGCACCACGUGAGAAAUUAUCAGAAUUUGGAUCGCCAUGGUAGCGCCAAUUGGAAGGUAGAUUCGCCGGAGACUGUUCGGACAAGCUCUCGAGCAGCAAAGAAGGUACAUUCCGAUUCUUACGAACUGUACUGUUAUUCUGGCUUCCGACGAGGUUGGAGCAAGAAGAAAGCACAGAGUACGGUGAAGAAGGACAGUUCUAGAAUGUUCGAUGAGAAACGUGAUAAUGAAUUGGAAUCGGAAUUGGAAGAAGAUGAGUAUGGAGGAGAUGGAGAUAUUAAUGGAGUGAAGAAGAAGAAGAAGAAGAAGACUCUGCGGAAGCCAAUCAAGGAGCGAUCUCUUGCAUCUCUCAUGUAAUGAUCGAUCGAUGGGAAACCAUUAUAUAGAUAUAUAUAUAUAUAUAUGUAUAUGUAUAUAUUUGUUCGGACAUGGAAAUUGUAAAUUAAAAAUAUUGUAUGGAUCAGCUUAAGCUUC